UAGCUUUAUCAGUUUUAGUUAAGUUUUAUUUGGGUUUUUGCUUCUUCUGUUUGAUAGGGCUCCAGACCAGGGGCCCGUUGUGUAAAAGCGUGUUGUGUAAAAGGUGUAUGGCAGAAGAUGUAUUAGUUUUAUAAGUUGCCAGCAGAAAGCACUGUACUUCUAUGUCCAAUACAAGGUGAUAAUCACCAUAGCAACCGGCUAAUCUUCACUCCGGUCCAAAACAUGUGCGAAUUGAAUUUCGUGGUAAAAUGCAGAAUGAUCCGAAUGACGAAGCCCGCAGUAAAUCACCCGUGAAACCAGCGGUACCUGAUUCUGUUGAGCCUCCGAGAAAAGGCAAGAAAUCCCGUACCAAACCAGAAUCCCACGUUAUCGCUGAUAAUCCCCUGAAUGGUAAUGAUCCCGUUAAUCAGUCCCUUGAACCGCCCAAGAAUGCGUCCAAACGGAGCUCCAGCAAAACAUCCAAACGCCGCACCGAGUCCCGCGUCCAGAUGGCAGCCGAGAAUACGCCCACGGUCCGCGAGUCGAAGGUGGCGCCUCCUGUAGUUAUUUCCAACGGAAGAUUAAGUAUCCAGCCUGUCGGGUCCGAGACGGCCCCCGGGCGCCACCGUGAACUGACGGAAUUGGCGGCGUCCCAGCUGGUGUCGCAGCUGUUGGGGAAACUGCAGCCGACGGAAUCGCUGCCCGCCGCCAAGCGCUCCCGCGAACCCACUGUCAUCCAAGCGGAGGAUCUCGUCGAUGACCUCGCUACAGAUGUCUCCAUUCCGGACGUGCCCAUACAGGAAGCUUUGCGCGGAACAGCGCCGGAGCAGAUCAAUCCAGUUGGCGAAGAACCAAAUGCGAGCGUAGCGGACGACAACCGCCCGCGGGAGCCGACGAUAGUCGAGGCCGCUGAUUUUAUUGCCAACGUGGCUGAGAUUUCCCCAAGUGCAGACCAGAGCGUUUCACGGAAGAUUCACCCGCAAAGGAGCCCGUUGCGGAGAACUUCGGAGCCAUCAGUUUCUAAGUCGCGGGAUACACGCCCACGGGAGCCGACUAUAGUUCAAGCCGACGAACUCAUUACCGAUAUUGUUCAGAACGUAAAACCCGCGCGGACCAACUCGAAUACUGCGGACGCAAAUCCUGACGAUAAAAUGAAAGACAAUCGAAUUGAGGAGAGAAAAAAGUCCGUGACCUUUGACACGCGGCCGCGCGAGCUGACUGCCAUGCAAGCCGAAUCGCUCCUGGACAGUCUUAUCUCCGAUGUUGACUCGCAAGCGACGAAAGCCAAGGAGGCUGUCAUCGCGGAACUGCGCGUCCGCAUCAAAUCCAUCAAUUCCGCCAGCACACCGCGGCGCAGCGAACGCACUCCUUCCGCCCAACGCUCUCGCGAACCAACUACAGUUCUAGCGGAAAAUCUGGUCAGGAGCGUGGUAUCCAGUGCAGACAAAACGGACAGCGAGAAAUUACCAGUCAAAGCAAACAGCAACAACCCGAAUGUCGAUAGAAGCAGCGUCACAACGCCAGUUUCACCGAGCGAAGCUAGCGAAACGCAAACCAGAGAGCUCGCUGCGUUGAACUUCGAUUCGCCGGUGGCCCCGCCUUCGUCACCGCAAAACGUCAUGUCGCCUGCAUCAAGUGCACCGGGACCGUUAGUUCCUGACAAGAAGAAGCGAUCGGAAAGUGGGAAAGUGAAGAAGAAGCGAAAAGAAUCGCGGACCGAGAAAACGAGCGUUACCGAGAAAAACUCUGAAAUUCCUGCGACGACAACCGAAGUUGCCCCUGUGCCUGCCGUUAUGGAAAUCGGGGUUGAACAAACUACGCCGAUUGAGAAACGAUUUGUUCCAACGGAAGCACUGAAUACUUUGGAAUCUGAUCAACCGCAAUCCGAACCGAUCGUUUCCAGUGUUUCCGGCAAAAGCCUCCACCGAAAAGUGCAGAGCUUGCGCUCGAAGUCUCGUCUAAACCUGAAAAGCGUCGGUCGACCAAAACCAGGAAGAAAUCAACGGAUGUCGAACGUCAGCAAGCCGAAACGGUGAAAGC
This is a messenger RNA of Paramacrobiotus metropolitanus, 2019 nucleotides long. RefSeq names its product probable serine/threonine-protein kinase nek3. The coding region runs from base 249 to 2015 and encodes 588 amino acids. The transcript is spliced from 2 exons. Lineage: Eukaryota; Metazoa; Tardigrada; Eutardigrada; Parachela; Macrobiotidae. The record is from RefSeq and is a predicted model, not a curated record.